GUAAUAUAUAAUUUCCUCAACAUCUUGGUAUCAUGAUCAACUGGAUGUACUUUGAGGGAAAUAUACCAUUGUGAGCUUUUGCUGACUGCUGCUACCAGCCUUUGAAAAUUUGAUCGGGAGUUCAAUUAGCAUUUGAGUGGCUCCCGCUGAAUCUGCAAUUUUCACUUUUCGAGGAUUCAAUCACCUACAAUCGCGUACAUGAGCAUUCAACAAUCAUUAUUGGAGAAUGCGCUAAAUCGAGCCACGAAAGAGGCUGCAAAGUUGAGGAUUGACGACCUGCCGAGACCUAUUGACCAUGCUGAAAAACAUCGCCACGAAAACCUUGUGGAAUUGAUCAGCCAGAAGCGAUUACAGCUUCAACAGCUCCAAAAACGCGCACAAGAGCAAAAGAUAAAUCGAAAAGUUGCGGAUAAUCGCCAGCUUGAUUUUGAUUACAAGCGAUUACUAUUGGUUCAAAGGCAAAAGCAAAUGCUUCAGAAAGAAAUCGAUAUACAAAGAUUAGCGACGGAUAGCCGAGACAAUGUCGAUAGAGAUGAAGCUCUACAUGAACUGGUGGCGAAGAGACAUUUGAUUGGUACGACAGAGGAACUCGAAAAAGCAUACACAUACUUACAGCAAGAGCUAUCGCAAACAAAGGAAAACCUUACAAGACAACAGCAAAUUUUGCAAGAACAUCAGGAAGUUCGCGAUGCACUUACGAAAAAGCUCAUCGAAGUCGAGACUUCCAGAGAUUCAACGGAAUCGCCUGCCAGCAAACUUAGAGAAGAAUAUCAUGAGGUCAACGACAGGUACAUGAGAAUUAUGAAUGAUCUGCACGAUUUCCUAGACGAAACAUAUCCUCCAAAAUCUGUUAGGAUAUCGUCGAGGAGCGCUGUUGGGACGUCUGAAUUAAUGGAUGUGGAAUUCUCAUUGAAGGAUCUCCUUAUUGAAUUAAUGAAUGCUUCGUAUAAUACGCCUGGAGCAUAUUUGCGAUUGGAAGAAGGGACAUAUUGGCCACCAUACAUAGAAACUCUUAUCAAGGCAAGAAUUGUAGUUCGACAUCCGAAUGACGCUACCAAACUGAAGCUUGAAGACUACCGACUUUAGUUAUAUAAUUGGCACUUUUAAAUCAUCAUACUGUAAUAAAGCAACUAGCAUAAUAGUAACAAUAAUGACAUCUCGAG
Molecule: messenger RNA, 1163 nt
Organism: Umbelopsis ramanniana AG
Lineage: Eukaryota; Fungi; Mucoromycota; Umbelopsidomycetes; Umbelopsidales; Umbelopsidaceae
Exons: 8
Coding region: 199-1086 (295 amino acids)
Biological process (GO): mitotic sister chromatid segregation; kinetochore assembly
Cellular component (GO): nucleus
Source: RefSeq, a predicted model, not a curated record